AUGGCGACGCCAACCAGCGUUCUCCUCCGCCGCAGUUACUCUCGGAAAACUCUUCCCUCUUCCACCAGCACAGCCGUCCGUCCUUUCUUUUUGAAAGAAGUUUUUUUACACGAUUGGUGGCUGAUCAAAGUCGAUAAGGAUCCACAAGAAAAACGAUUAGGGAUUGGCGGUUUCACUUGUAGAGAGAGACAAGGGACACGAGUUUUUCACUCUGCUUCAAUAUCCAAAAGACUAGAUGCUGUCACUCUUAAGACGGAAGAUGGAAUAACUAUUACUGUUCAUGGACAUCUGAACACGACUCGCACUAUUGAAAAUGGGUUCCCUCAAGAGGUUUGCAAUCAUUUUGUCAUUGGGUUUCCAUAUUACUGGGAAGAAUUCGCUGGCCUGUCAUUUGAUGAAGAGCCAACCAACCUUUAUUUUUUAAAAGAGAUUUCUGGUUCUGAUGGAAAUAAAACUUCCUUGCAUGAUAGCUCAAAAAGCUCCCUACCUAUGGCCGUAUAUGAUCUUCCAGUUACAGUAAUACGUGAUCUAAAAAUGAUCUCCCCAGGAGAUUGUGGAUGUUCUAUGCUGACACACAAUAUUUUGGACGAUAUACUACAAACAUACAGAGGUAAUGCUGCUGACAAAGCUCAGUUGAAUUAUAAGAACACGGAGACUGAGCAGAAACGGAGAGGCAGCAGUGAUGUGAUAGAUGCGGAACCCAGAACCAAGAGAAAUAAGAGAAAUACUGUUGAUCGUGCUAUGCUUGGUAUAGGUCCUUUGACACGAAGUAGGACUCGUUUGAAACGGUAA
Molecule: messenger RNA, 792 nt
Organism: Fraxinus pennsylvanica
Lineage: Eukaryota; Viridiplantae; Streptophyta; Magnoliopsida; Lamiales; Oleaceae
Source: the annotation of a GenBank genome assembly